Molecule: messenger RNA, 5256 nt
Organism: Hirsutella rhossiliensis
Lineage: Eukaryota; Fungi; Ascomycota; Sordariomycetes; Hypocreales; Ophiocordycipitaceae
Product: PIF1-like helicase domain-containing protein
Exons: 8
Coding region: 1-5256 (1751 amino acids)
Biological process (GO): telomere maintenance; DNA repair
Molecular function (GO): DNA helicase activity
Source: RefSeq, a predicted model, not a curated record
AUGCCAAGACGAAGGGAGCUGCAGGCCGAGGACCUAGCCAGCGCGCUACGGCACCUCGACGAGGAGUUCGAGGCGGGCGAGAGGCUGGCCAAGGAGCAGACGUGGUGCGCGCCGGUGCCGCGCGAGAGGCAGGUGAGGACGGUGCGGAGGUUCUACCGGGCGUUCCACGACGCAGGCACGCUGCCGAUCGCGACCUGCACGCUAUGCUACCGGAAGCGGGCCAAGGGGGAGCUGAGGGAGACGGCGUGGGAGGGGUGGUCGCGGAGCAGUGUUGCGGGAGGCGGGCGGCCCCCGUUCGGGUGCCGAACCUGCUUCCCGGGGGGCAGGCCGGUGCCGGUCUGCGCAGAGUGCGCGCGAUGGGCCGGGCGCGAGGGGGCGUCGCCGGCCAUGCACCUCCACGGGCGGCUCGGCUGCGAGCACGCGUACCCCGACGAGCUGAAGGACCUUACGCCGCUCGAGGAGAAGCUCAUCUCGCUCAACUCGUGCUACGGCUUCGUGACGAAGUACAGCAUCCCCGGCGGCCAGAGGCAGAGCGUAAGGUACCCAAGGCACGUCAAGGGCCACAUUACCGUGUUCCCAAACGACGUGCAGGGCCUAGCCGCUAACGUGCUGCCACACCCGCUGCUGCGGGUCAUGGACGAGAUCCACGUCUCGUGGCAGGGCGCCGAGAGACCUGGGCCGCGGGACCUAUCGGGCCUGCUGUCGUUAAGGCGGUCGGCGGUGGAGAGGGCGCUGGCCUGGCUUAAAGAGAACAAUCCGCUCUACGGCGAGGUCGAGAUCGACACGGCGGAGAUGGCGAGCUGGGGGGCGCCGCCGCACGGGGUGCCGCCGGUGGUGUGCGAGCGGCUAGAGCGAAACGAGCCGUCGGCGCGGGAGAGGACGCGGACGGCGCAGGUAGUGCCACCGUCGGAGCGGGCCAUGGACGAAGGGGGAGCGACCGAGAUCGAGGAGAUCCUCGCGAUGCUAAGGGACGGCGCUAGGCCUGAAGAGGACGGGGGCGUAAUCAACGAGGUGACGUCUUCCGGCAUGUUCCCGUUGGACGGGGCGCCAGAUGUGGCAGACGCCGAGAAGAUUUGCUUCGCCCGCGACGCCGUCGGGCCCGAGGGAGCGCGCGCCGGCCCGAGGACGUGGGUAGGGACCGCGGCCCGAGGGGCGGCGGGCGAUGGCGGCGACGUCGAGCCGUACAUACAGGUGCGGCGCGGCGAUGAUUUCGCCGACUCGGCGGACGCCUCCUUCUUCGCAAAGGCCUUUCCGACCCUGUUCCCCUUUGGCUUGGGCGGGCCGAGGCUCGCCGACGAGGACGCCACAGGAGAGAGCGCGUGCCCUAGCGUCGGGAACCAGGGUACGCAGGCGGAGCGGGUCGCGGAGGGCCUUAUGUCGACGCGGAACAUGAAGCUCCAAGCAUGGGCCGACGUCGUGCUGCGGCGCCACGGCGGCCGGUUCGCGACGCACCCUAUCUUCGCCUUUCUUGUCUUUAACAUGGGCGUGCGAUCUAGGAACCGCCAGGCCAGCAUGCUAGGCGUAGCGAGGAAGAACUUCGCAAGGGUCGAGGGCCUGCUAAAGUCGUUAACGGCGCAGAGGCUCGAGGCGGCGAGGGUCGAGCUCGAGGCCACGGGCAAGACUAGCGACGACGGGGUAAAGGAGCUCAUCCGGUCCCUCUCCGUGUCGGCUACCGGCAGCCGAUGUCGAGGGAGAGCCGGCUUAUUACGGCUGGCGGCGCACCGCGCCCGCGACCCCGACGAGGCCGAGGCCUUCCUAAGAGACCUGGGGACCGCGUAUAAGCGGACGCGGCUGGCCAUAUCGGACCCGAUGAGCUCGGCCAUCUUCUUUCACCGGGAGAUGACGCUCUUCUUCGAGCACUACGUCAACGUCGGGGAGGAGUUGGUGUUCGGGCACGGCAACGCGGGCCUUGGCGAGGCGCUCGGCGGCUCCGAUACGGAGGAGCAGGCGGCGUACCGGGAGCGCAUCGUCCGCUACGUAGAUAGCGUCUUCUCCGAGGAGCUAGACGCAGAAGGUUACUGCGCCGUGCAGGCGGAGCGGUCGGCCACGGCGGACAUAUCGUCGCGGCUCGACGACGUCGCGCGCUUCACGGACACCUUCGACGAGGAGGCCAACUUCUGCGCCGGCGCGACGCAGAUCCACACGCAUAGCGCGACCUGCGUAAAAUACUCGCUCGGCGCGAGGGCGCGGAAGGGGGACCUCUGCCGGUUCAAGGCGCCGUGGAGGCUGGUGGAGAGGACGGCGCUGACGGCGGACGGGGUGCUCGAGAUCCGGCGGACGCAUAGCAUGGUGAACCGGUGGAACCGGGCGAUGGCAGUAGGACUACGGCACAACCACGACAUCUCGUUCAUCGCGACGCAGCGCAAGACCAUGGCCCUAAUCUACUACAUUACCAACUAUGCGACGAAGGUAGAGGACCCGUGUGGAAGCGUGUGGCCGCCGCGGCCGAGUUCCUCCCGCGCUAGAGCCGACGGGAGAGGGCAACGGAAGUGGCGCCGACCGCGACGCCGGCCGAGGGGCGGGGCCGAAGGGGUGGCGACGGCGGCGGACCCCAGGGGGAACAAGACGAGAACGUUCCUGCUCAAGGCGGCGAACCGAGUAUUUACGGAGCGGCCGCUGUCGCAGGUCGAGGUGAUCGCGCACCUCCUAGGGUACCCGGCAGAAUUUAGCAGCGGCUCGGCGUGGGCGUACGUGAACGCGAACCAGCUCUACUGGGCCGUCUUCCGCCGGUGGCGGCACCUCCGACGGGCGAGCGGCGCGGAGGCGACGGGCGACGCGCCGGACGAGACGGCGCUUAGGCGGCCGGGUAGCGGGGCGACCGUAUGCCUCGACGGAUACCUCAGCAAGGAGUUUAGCGAGGGAGACGACGAGUCGUGCCACCGAAGGGCGGCGGUACAGCACCUGGCCCUAUUCGUGCCGUGGGAGUCCUUCCUCGGCGAGGAGGCAGGCGACAUCGACGACAUCUGGGCGCGGGCGCGGGAGUCGCUGGCGCCGAGGGUCGCGCGGCUCGCAGACAACGUGCAGCUCCUCCGGCGGUCGGCGGAGGACGCGAAGCGCGACGCCAAGCAGUGGGCCGCCACGGCCGAGGAGGGCGGUAUGACGGCGCCGCAUGCCGGCGACGAAGGCAGGGGGGCGGCCGAGGGGGGCGAGGAGGCGUACCGCGCCGGCGGGGCGGGCGACGCGGCGCGGCUCAUCGACGUCGUCCGGAAUGCCGCCGGCGCGGGACAAGUCACGGCGCAGUCAACAGAGCUGCUAGCGAUGACGCAGCAGCUCUGCCGGUUCCAGCAGUCGGCGCUGGGGUCGGCGGCCGAGCUCGCGGCGACGGUAGUGGCGGAGGAGAGGGCAGGCAGGCGGGUGAACCUACCGGGCUCGGAGCUCUCGGGGGCGGCGCUGCCACGGCAAGAAGAGGUGCGGGCCAUCAAGUCGCAGCAGAGGAGCGCGGCGCGGGAGCGGGAGCGAGCCAUCCAGGGCAUCCAGGGCGGCGGGGCGGCGGCGGGCGUCGGGGCCGACCGCGGCGCGGCUCUUCGCGGGGUGAUGGGGGGCUUCGGCGAGGACGACAUGGACGUAACGGCGGCCGACGGCGACGUAGACGCUGGCACGGCGGCGGGGAUGCGCGUGCGGCUCGGCCCGUCGAGCUCGUUCGUCGCCGCCGGCAGGGAGCUGGCGGGGCAGCUAACGCUCAACGAGAAGCAGGCCAUCGCUCUCCUAAUCGUAUGCCGGCAGCUCGACCGAAUCCGGCAGGGCGACGACGCAGGCGGCGAUGGCGGCGGCCAGCUCUGCCUGUUCAUCGGCGGCGAGGGCGGCACCGGCAAGUCGCGCGUCAUCGAGGCGCUCGUCGAGCUGCUCGCCCGGAGGGACCUAUCGAGCCGGCUGCUGGUGACGGCGACGUCGGGGACGGCGGCAGCACGGAUCAACGGCAUCACACUACACUCGGCCUGCGGCCUUACGGUCGGCCAGGGCGGCCGGGCGGGAGGGGCGACGAGGGACGUAGACGGCGUACGGCUGCCGGGCCAGGGCGAGCGCUUCGUCGACGGCCGGUCGCGGAUGGACUGGCAGGAGAAGGAGGUGCUGGUGAUCGACGAGGUCAGCAUGCUCGGGGCGCGGACGCUGCACGCCGCCAACGAGCAGCUGUGCAGGCUGCGGGGGUCGGCGCGAGACUUCGGCGGCAUCCCGGUGGUGAUCUUCUGCGGCGACUUCCACCAGUUCCGGCCGGUGCAGGAGCGGUCGAUCCUGCUGCCGAGCGCGGCGGUGGCGUGGGACGAGGACGGGGCGUUCGCGGCCGAGCAGCGGCGGCAGCACGACAAGGCGCACGCGCUGUGGCGGCGGUUCACGACGGUCGUCAUGCUGGACGAGCAGAUGCGGGCCGCCGGCGACCCGGAGCUGCGGCGGCUGCUCGGGCGCAUCCGCCGGGGGGAGCAGGACCGGUCGGACCUAGAGCUGCUCAACUCGAGGUGCCACCGGCCGGGCAGGCGGAUCCCGUGGGAGACGGGCCUGACGGUGGUCACGCCUCUCAACCGCAACCGCUGGAACCUCAACCUAGAGGCGGCGCUCGCGUUCCGGGCGCGGCGGCGGACGGCGGCGCGCAUAUUCCUGUCCGAGCACAAGUGGAGGGAGGGCCUGCCGACGGAGGAGGAGGCGGUGUUAAUGCUGCGCCAGGGCGACGACAGCGCGACGCCGGUGCCGGCCGUCUUCGUUUUCGUGCCGGGCAUGCCGGUCGUCGUGAACCAGAACACGCACCAGGGGCUGAAGCUAGUGAACGGGGCCGGCUACACGGCGGUAGACGUCAUCCCCGACCGGGCCUUCCCCGGCCACCGGGUCUCGGCCGAGCUGACGAUGCACUUCGGGCCGCCGGCGGGCAUCGUGCUGGCUUCGGAGACGACGAGGGACUUCCACUUCGUCGGGAUGCCGGCCGGGACGAUCCUGCUGACGCCCAUCGGCGUCAAGAUCACGGCGCAGCGGAAGCGGCCGUGGCAGCGCAACGACGUCAGCCGGAGGGGCCUGCCGUGCGCGGCGGCCUUCGCCUGCACCGACUACAAGGUGCAGGGCGGGACGCUGGAGCGUGUGGCGCUGGAGCUGCGGGGGGCGAGGAUGACGACGGUCGGGGGCGGUGCCGUCGCCGUGCGACCCGUACAGCCUGUGCGGGAGCGGGAUCUAGUCGGGAACCGGGUGCCCGAGGAGAUGACGGCAGCGCAGGCCCGGCUAGAGGAGCUUAGCAGGCAGACGACGCAGGAGGCGGCCGACUGGCUCCGCGGGUAA